UUUGCAGAGGCUAUUUCAAAGCUUGAGGAGGCCAUUUCUCUGAAUCCCAACAAGCACGAUGCUCUUUGGUGCCUGGGAAAUGCUCUCACUUCACAAGCAUUUUUAAACCCAGACCCGGAUGAAGCUAAAGUUCAUUUUGACAGGGCAGCUGUGUACUUUCAACAAGCUGUUGAUGAGGACCCUUCAAAUGAACUUUACCGCAAAUCAUUGGAAGUCGCUGCUAAGGCUCCCGAGCUACAUGUAGAAAUCCAUAAGCAUGGAUUAGGUCAGCAAUCAGCAGGGUCGGCUGGGCCUUCUUCUUCUUCUGGUGCAAAGACUCAAAAGAAAAAGAUAGACAGUGAUCUGAAAUAUGACAUAUUUGGAUGGAUAAUCUUGGCUGUUGGCAUUGUUACAUGGGUGGGGUUAGCAAAAUCGAACCUUCCACCACCGCCUCCUCCUCCACGAUAAGUGAACCCAUUUCAUUUAAUUUGAUACAUUGUUGGUUAUUGAGAAUCACAUCUGAUUUCGGCAGCCACUUGUUGUUUCGUUUUUGACUGUUGUAAUAAUUUUCAUGAUGCAACCAUUAAUCUACCCA
Molecule: messenger RNA, 574 nt
Organism: Lathyrus oleraceus (garden pea)
Lineage: Eukaryota; Viridiplantae; Streptophyta; Magnoliopsida; Fabales; Fabaceae
Product: mitochondrial import receptor subunit TOM20
Exons: 4
Biological process (GO): protein insertion into mitochondrial outer membrane
Cellular component (GO): mitochondrial outer membrane translocase complex
Molecular function (GO): protein binding
Source: RefSeq, a predicted model, not a curated record